UCGUCAUUGUGUUAAAAAUUAUGAACUACAGUUUAUAACAAUUGUGAUUUUUAAAACCCGUUUUUAUUUGAUAUGCCCGGUGAUCUUUUUUUAUAUGUUCAAUACAAAAGAACCAGACAGUGUAUUGAUACAAUUUUUUAACUGUGAUUGUUUACAAAUAUAUAAAUAGGUAAUUUUUUGUCUUUAAAUCGAGUUACUCUGUCACCGUCGUUGAAUUAUAAUAGACAGUAUUCUAUUUUUAGUAACGCGUUAACAGACCUUGAGUCGGUACGCGUGGUUUGUAUACUUAGCCUUGGGAGCAUGUGACAUCCUCGCUUGUCUCACAGAGAAUUCUCUUCCAGGAUUACUAGAAAUGAGCUGUGGGGAUUUUACUAUAAUGUGACAUAUAAGGAAUUUUUUUAUAUUUCUGGAGGAGACAAUUAUCCCUGAGUGAGGAUGGAGGAAGACCUUCGCAGCUUCUGUAACACCUCCGUAUUCUGGAACAGCACGGUUUUCCUGGAGAAUUCGUGGCCCCGUGUUCCCGCGUGUUUCCAGAUCACCGUGUUGACGUGGAUUCCCUGCGCGUGGUUGUGGCUGACGUUACCGCCGUACUGUUACUACCUGUACCACUCCGACAACAGACACAGGAACAUCCCCGCCAAUGCCCUCAGUGCCACCAAAUCUGGUAUCAGCUUCUUGCUUGGAAUAAUCGUUCUGGUGGGCCUGAUCCAUGAUGUCACGAAGGACGAGAAUCUGAGUCUUUCACACGUUCCUCCCGCCAUACUCCUCAGUGUCUUCCUACGCCUGGCUACAUUUAUGCUUGCCGGGUUCUUGAGUCAGAUAGAACGGUUGUGUGGAAUUGUGUCCUCGGGCAUACAGUUUGUUUUCUGGCUAAUACUGCUGUCCCUUAGUGUUGUGCCAUUUUAUUCCAAUAUAAUGCAAAAGAAAUAUAACUGGGACCUUUUCAAAUUCAUCAUAUUUUACAUUUAUUUCCUCGCUGUUGUUGUCCAAUUUAUUCUACAUUGUAUAGCAGAAAAACCUGAAACAUCAGCAGAGAAAACUCCUGAGGAAAAGAGUAACGUAAACCCACUGUAUUGUUUUAAACAGAAACCGUGUCCAGAGAAAGAGAGUUCUGUGUUAAACAGACUAUACUUCUGGUGGCUCAAUCCACUUGUGCUGUCGUCUGUGAAGACUCCACUAAAACUCGAGGACAUGUGGCAAUUGAACCAGGAAGAUAAAAACAGUUAUCUCACUCAGAAGUUUGAAAAACACUGGCGGCGGGAGAUCAUCUACUCCAAAAUCAAAUUACAAAAGAUGAUGUCAUCAGUCAGGAGGAAACAGGAUCUAUACACAAGAGCCUCGGGUAUGACGGAGAAAACGCCCCUUCUAAGUGGGAAGACGGGUUCAGUGUUUACCACAAAGGAGGAAAAAACUUCUCCCCCGCCUGAGCCCCCAUCAGCCAUCCCUUCUCUUUCCUCCGCCCUCACAAGGACCUUCGGGUUCGUCUAUCUGGUGUCUCUUGGAUUCAAAUUCCUCUCUGAUGUCCUUCAAUUCGUUAGCCCUAUACUGCUUGGAAUCCUGAUUGAUUACGCUGAUAAGAGGGAUCAGCUUCCAGCAUGGAGGGGAUACAUCCCCGCAGUCCUCCUAUUCCUGGCCUCAUGUCUGCAGUCCAUAUUCUAUCACCAAAACUACCAUGUCGGAAUGUCUGUUGGUAUGAGGAUCAGAUCAACCCUCAUUGCAGCAAUAUUCAGAAAGGCCCUGACAUUGAGUCCAUCUGCACGGAGGGGAAACACUCUGGGUGAAAUAGUGAACCUGAUGUCUGUUGAUUGUCAGAGGAUUCAGGACACAUUUACCUACUCCUGGUCUCUGAUGACAUGUCCCCUACAGAUGGCGCUAGGGAUUUAUCUCCUUUGGAAUGUUGUGGGAGCUUCCUGUAUCGCUGGACUAGUGGUUCUUAUUCUGAUGGUCCCUCUCAAUUCCUUUGUGGUGGUUAAACAAAGGGCUCUGAACGUAAAGGUACUGCGUCUCAAGGGACACAGAACGAAACUGAUGACGGAUGUCCUUAAUGGAAUGAAGGUGUUAAAGAUGUAUGCUUGGGAACCUUCAUUUGAGGAAAAGGUUAAAAGCAUUCGAGACGAAGAGUUGGUAUAUCUGAGAAAGAUUGCAUGGUUACAAGGAAGCACUACGUUUUGUUGGAUUCUGGCGCCGUAUUUGGUGACCUUAGCCACAUUUGCCACUUACAUCUUGAUCUCCCCUGAGCACGUUCUUGACGCUAAGAAGGCCUUCGUGGCUCUGGCUCUGUUCAACAUCUUGCGACUGCCAAUCAACCUCAUGUCACAGACCAUCUCCUUAUUAGUACAGGCUGUGGUGUCCAUAAAAAGAAUCCAAGACUUCCUCGUGAUGACUGAUUUAGAUUCCACAAACGUACACCACUCAUCUUUGUCUGAUUACGCCAUUGAGGUAGAGAAUGCAUCUUUCGCCUGGGAUUUGGAAGCUCCAUCGCCUACGUUAAAAGAUAUCAACCUGAAGAUUCCUGAGGGGAUGCUGAUAGCGGUGGUAGGACAAGUGGGCAGUGGUAAAUCGUCUCUGAUCUCGGCCCUCCUGGGCGAAAUGAAUAAGCUUGAGGGAAGUGUAAAUUUUAGGGGUACCACAGCUUACGUUCCUCAAGAGGCGUGGAUUCAGAAUGCAACACUGAUGAAUAAUAUUCUGUUUGGUAAGCCUUACAUUCAGAAGAAAUAUCAGAAGGUCAUCGAGGCAUGCGCCCUGGUGCCUGAUCUGGAUAUGUUGCCUGGUAGAGACCACACAGAAAUCGGAGAAAAGGGAAUUAACAUAAGCGGUGGACAGAAGCAGAGAGUGAGCCUUGCCAGGGCGGUGUACAGUAACUCAAAUGUUUACCUUCUAGAUGAUCCUCUCUCGGCUGUCGAUUCUCAUGUAGGAAAACACAUCUUUGAUCGCGUCAUAGGACCCAAAGGACUCCUAAAAAAUAAAACCCGCGUUCUUGUAACUCAUGGCGUCCAUUGGUUACCUAUGGUAGAUAUGGUUGUAGUUAUGGUAAAUGGGAAAAUCACAGAAACAGGAAACUAUGAACAGCUGAUUAAACAUGACGGGCCAUUCGCUCAAUUCUUAAAGGAGUAUUUCCUGAAUGAGCCUGAUAAUGAAAUAGAGAAUGAACACCCUGAAAUUCACAAAAUAAAAACACAGAUCCUGGAGAAAGUGGAGUCUGUGACCUCAGAUGCGUGGACAUCUGACAUGGACGGCAAGAGACUAAGUCUCUCUGUAAGGAGAGAAUCGAAGAAGCAGGAGUUGGGAAAAUCGUCCUAUCCCAAGCCAGCAGAAAAAUCCAUAAUAUCACGUCAGACACUGACGUCAGCCGAGACGUCACAGGAAGGACAGGUGAAGUUAUCCGUGUUUUCUGAGUAUGCUAAAGGAGUGGGUGUAUUAACAUGCGUUAUUGUUUUCAUCGUGUUCACACUGUAUCAUUCGACUAGCGUCUUCUCCAACUAUUGGCUUACAUACUGGACAGAAGAUUCUCUGCUCCUUGAUCGGGACGAAAUGAACACAACUGAAUAUUAUGAAAGAAAGACAUACUACCUCUCUGUAUAUGGAAUUCUAGGGGCCAUACAGGGAAUCCUUGUCUUCCUGUACGCCAUCAUCUUAUCUCUGGGAAUGGUGACUGCUUCCGGUAGAUUGCAUCACAGAAUGCUCAAGAAAAUCCUCCGUGCACCAAUGUCUUUCUUUGACACAACUCCCCUCGGGCGGAUCACCAAUCGUUUUUCAGCUGACAUAGACAUAAUGGAUAACACAUUACCGUUAACGUUUAGGAUAACUCUGAACUCCUUAUUUCUGGCGCUUAGUACUCUGAUCGUCUGCACAAUCAACACACCGUACUUUGCAGCAUUCAUUGUUCCUGUAGCAAUCCUAUAUUAUUUCAUUAUGAAAUUCUAUAUUCCCACGGCGUCCCAGCUGAAGAGGGUGGAGUCCGUGACCCGGUCCCCGGUAUUUAAUCACUUCAGUGAGACGGUGACGGGGGCUAGCGUCAUCAGGGCUUACAAAGUUCAGGACAGGUUUAAAGAGGAGUCAUCACGGAGAGUGGAUCAGAAUAUGGAGCCGUACUACAUCAACUUUUCCUCAUCAAGAUGGCUUGGAGUGAGACUGGAAUUCCUCGGUAACUGCCUCGUUCUGGGCGCCACCAUGUUUAGUAUCUUCUCCGAUCUUAAUGGCGCUCUCGUAGGACUUUCAAUCACCUAUGCUCUGCAGGCCACAGGAAUUUUAAAUCUACUGGUUGUAAAUCUGACUGAUCUGGCAAACAAUAUCGUUUGUGUGGAAAGAAUCAAGGAGUAUUACACUGAUGUCAAAAGCGAGGCUGAGUGGACCUCUGAGAACAAACCACCCGCUGAGUGGCCUCAGUCUGGACACAUUAAGUUCUUACACUACAGAACCCGGUAUAGGGAAGGUCUGGACCUCGUCUUAAAGGGUGUGACUGUGACCAUCAAUCACGGGGAGAAGGUUGGAAUCGUCGGUCGAACAGGGGCGGGGAAAUCUUCCCUGACGCUUUCACUGUUCCGAUUGAUUGAGAGUGCUGGAGGUGAAAUCAUUAUUGACGGCGUCCGGAUAGCAGAUAUUGGACUCCACGACCUGAGAUCUAAAAUCACCAUCUUACCGCAGGAUCCAGUAAUUUUCUCGGGAAGUUUGCGGUUGAACCUUGACCCCUUCAAUGAAUAUACCGAUCUCCAGAUCUGGAAGGCCUUGGAGACCGCCCACCUUAAAUCUUUUGUCCAAUCAUUGACCGGACAACUCCAAUACGACUGUGGAGAGGGCGGAAUGAACCUUAGUGUGGGACAGCGACAGUUGUUAUGUCUGGCCCGGACGCUGCUGAAGAAAACUAACAUUCUUAUUCUGGACGAGGCGACGGCAGCCGUGGAUUUCCAGACAGAUGAACUUAUUCAACAAACCAUACAGCGAGAAUUCCGGAACUGCACGGUCCUCUCAAUCGCUCACCGACUCAACACCAUCAUGGACUAUGACAGGAUUAUGGUAUUGGACAAUGGUCAAGUGGUGGAAUUCGACAGUCCGGAAAACCUACUGGCUAAAAAAGACAGUAUAUUUUACAGCAUGGCUAAAAACGCGGGACUAGCUACGGACGUGACGGUUAGAGGCCACCGCCAUACCCCCUCCCCAACCAAAGUAGAGACCCGAGACAAACCCAGCAGCAGGCCCGGGUCUGCGGCCAGCCAGGAGGGGUCUGGUCCCCGGGCAUCCCCCGUACCCCCUCCCCCGACCACGCCCAUCAGUCGGGUAGACAGUGAGGAGACACUGCCGCGAUCCUCCAGUUCAGAGUUUGAAACUAAUGACCACUCCCCAGGUCAGAGGAGAGAUUCCACUACAGAGAACAAAGGGGAAUCGGAGGUCUGAUUCCAGGAGGGGAGGGGUCAUUAUUUACUGAUCAAAUUUAAGGAGAAAAGUACUAGAAGCAUUAUUCAUCAACUUAUCACCGAUGGACAUAAUUCCAUAUUGGUACCCGUAUCUUCAUAUGAAGAAUAGUUCUAUCGCAAUUUUCAAGAUUUUAUCCAAAAAUUGACGUCUUAUAAGAUUAGGAAAUAAUAAUAGAUU
This is a messenger RNA of Saccostrea cuccullata (small rock oyster), 5589 nucleotides long. Its product is annotated as multidrug resistance-associated protein 1-like. NCBI's taxonomy places the organism in Eukaryota, Metazoa, Mollusca, Bivalvia, Ostreida, Ostreidae. Gene Ontology annotation, cellular component: membrane. Gene Ontology annotation, molecular function: ABC-type transporter activity; ATP binding; ATP hydrolysis activity. The coding region runs from base 436 to 5391 and encodes 1651 amino acids. The record is from RefSeq and is a predicted model, not a curated record. The transcript is spliced from 30 exons. Gene Ontology annotation, biological process: transmembrane transport.